Messenger RNA from Symsagittifera roscoffensis, 1800 nucleotides. RefSeq names its product endoplasmic reticulum-Golgi intermediate compartment protein 2-like. Lineage: Eukaryota; Metazoa; Xenacoelomorpha; Acoela; Convolutidae. The transcript has 4 exons. Gene Ontology annotation, cellular component: endoplasmic reticulum; membrane; COPII-coated ER to Golgi transport vesicle. The record is from RefSeq and is a predicted model, not a curated record. Gene Ontology annotation, biological process: endoplasmic reticulum to Golgi vesicle-mediated transport; retrograde vesicle-mediated transport, Golgi to endoplasmic reticulum. The coding region runs from base 5 to 1105 and encodes 366 amino acids.
AUAGAUGGAAGUGCGACAUCGACGUCCUCGUAAGGAACCUCCAGUGUUCAGUACAGCUCAUAAUCUCAUUGCAAAUCUUGAUGCUUUCCCGAAAAUUGAUUCAGAUUUUCAGACUAAGUCGAGAUCUGGGGGUGGUUUGGCUCUUUUGACGUUCCUUUUCAUCGCAAUAAUGGUGGUCAUAGAGUUGAACUAUUUUUUGAGCACACAUAUAGAUUAUCAGUAUGAAGUAAAUUUCGAGACUGCGCCAAAAGUAGAGCUUAACAUUGAUAUAACAGUAGCCACGCCCUGUCAAAUGAUCGAUGCUGACGUAUAUGAUCAUAUCAGUCAAACUUCAUUUGCCGGUGAUGCAUUUCCAUCUGAACCGGCACAAUUUGAGAUGGACGAAACACAAGCUAAAUAUUACGAUUUCUUGAGGCGAAGCCGAGCACGGAUGUUAAACAGCUCAGUUUCUCUGGAAGAAAUUAUGUUUGCACAAGUUGAAAGAGGGAAAGACUUCUCAAGCUCAAUCGCAAUGUCGGAUUUAUCAGAAAAAAAGGAAGACGGAGAGGAUUUUAAGGCGUGUCGCUUCAAUGGGUCAAUUUUAGUCAAUAGACAUGCUGGAACUCUUCAUAUAAUAUCUGGGAAGCAAAUUAACCUGGGAAUUGGAGGGAGUUUCCACGCUCAUAUUCAAAUGCCAGGUGCUGGCAAGUACAAUUUCUCACACCGAAUCGACCAUUUGUCCUUCGGAGCGGUGAAAGUGCCUAUGAUUGGAGCAUUGGACAGCGAGUUGAAAAUAACCGAGCAUGAGAAUCAAGAGUAUCAGUAUAGGAUGACAGUUGUUCCUGUUGGCAUUGAGACUUUUAAGAAUAAGAUAACGACUUAUAGGUUCAGUGUUACCGAGAAAGAGAAAAUCAUCGACCAUUCUCACGGAACACACGGCCAAUCAGGGAUAUUCUUCAAGUACGAUUUCGCAUCUCUUAAAAUCAUAGCCAAGGAAAAACGGAAACCUGUAGUGCAAUUUCUAGUCAGAAUAGUUGGAAUAAUUGGCGGUGCUUUCUCAUUGUCAAGUUUCUUCUUUUUCGCUUAUGAUUUUAUUACUUGUAAAGGUCGAGUGGAGGAAAGUUGAUUUCUGUUUCGAAUAAAAGGACUAUUCUGUUAGUUAGUGGAUUUCUAUAAGAUAAAAAAAUAAUCUUAUGGCAUCAGUUUUUGGCGACUAUUCUUAUGGCGACCAGCACUAAUAGGUUUCUAAAGGCGCCUUCCGUGCCUAUAGAUACUAAUUUUGAAGGCAAGCGCGCGUAGAAAAACUGAAUUUAUGGUUAAAAAAUCCCAGAAAUGGCAUUUUUGACUUGCUUGUACUGAGAGCGCUCUGAAACUAAUUUGGUCAACCUCAAAUAAAGUUCGACAGAUUUUUGAAAAUCUGCCCUUCGAGAAACUCCUAGAUUCACAUCUGGUUUAGACGAUUUCUGGUUGAUAGUUUUUUGAAGGGCAAAAGGUUAACUGCGAUGGUAGGGAUCAGAAUAGUCCAAGCUAAGCUAAAGGAAAAAUAACUUCUAAAAGUGAUCGCGAGUCCGACAACCAGGUCACUAGAGGCUUGAUUUGGGGUUCUGCUCUGCAGUAUAAAUUAAUUGUCAUUUAUUAAUAUUUCAUUUUUAGUUAAUGUUGUUAUAAGUUUUUGCUUCAAAUAAUUUAUACUAUUGCGAUGAAAAUAUGAUUCACAGAAAGAAGUAUGGAAUCAGUUUCAUGCCCUUGUAAAUAGCAAAGUUUCCCGAAGGGUGCUAUAAAUAAAUUUUACCUGUCAAAAUUCAAUUGGUUAUAUGUUCA